UCUAGGUGGCGCGCGACAGCUUCCUGUUUGGAUCAGUCCAGGAAGGAGAGCCAAAUGGCGUCGGCGGUGGGGUUAGGGUACCUUCGGCGAGUGGAAUCCUGCAGACAACAAACGGGGAAUAUUGUCUCUCGAAUCCGACAGGGCCAGGUUACCGGCCGAGGACUGUGUCGGGGCACUCAGCUUCCUGAAGCAUUGCUAUAUGAAAGGGACAAAAAAGCAAAAUGGCAUGGCAUCCCAGUUCUUUUGCAGAAGUUGUAUGAAAACAGCUAUCCUAACUGUGACCUCUCUCAGGUCCAUGGUGUAAUUAAGGAGAUAUCUUCCUUGCUGUCUAUGGAAGCAAUGGCAUUUGUCACAGAAGACCGAAAGACAGCUCAGGAAUCCACCUAUCCAAACACUUACACUUUUGACCUUUUUGGAGGUGUUGAUCUUUUGGUUGAAAUUCUUAUGAGACCCACAACUGCCCAGAAGAAGAAACUAAAAAUGAGUGAUGAACUGGUGAAGGAUUGCUUAAGUGUUCUGUAUAACUGCUGCAUAUGUACUGAGAGCAUCACAAAGAGCCUUGCAGCAAGAAAUGAGUUUGUCCUUUUCCUGUUCACACUAAUGACAAAUAAAAAGACCUUUUUACAAACAGCCACAUUAAUUGAGGACAUUCUUGGUGUUAAAAAGGAGAUGAUCCAAUUAGAAGACAUUCCUGACCUACCCAGUCUUGUUCAGCGGUUUGAUCAACAGCAGCUUGCCAACUUCUGUCGAAUUCUGUCAGUUACCAUUUCAGAACUUGAUGUUGGGAAUGAUGAUAAGCAUACGCUCCUUGCCAAAAAUGCCCAACAGAAAAAAAAUUCUAACCCAUCACGUGCAGAAAUUAACCAAGCCACUCUUUUGAACAUUCCUGGCUUUAUAGAACGGUUGUGUAAGUUGGCUACAAGAAAGGUUUCAGAAUCUACUGAAACAGCAAGCUAUCUUCAAGAACUGGAGGACUGGUACACAUGGUUAGAUAAUGCGCUUGUUUUGGAUGCUCUCAUGCAGAUGGCCACUGAAGAAGCAGAACACAGCAGUACUGAUGCAGUAGAUGAAAGUACCUUGGUGAACAGGCGCCUCCCACAAUCCAUGAAAAUCGUUCAUGAAAUAAUGUACAAGGUUGAAGUGUUGUAUGUUCUCUGUGUUUUGCUAAUGGGUCGCCAGAGAAACCAGGUGCACAAAAUGCUUGCUGAGUUUAAGCUUAUUCCUGGCCUGAAUAGUCUUUUUGAAAAGCUUAUCUGGAGAAAACAGACAAACCAUGUCUUGCAUGGACAAAAUCAAAGCUGUGAUUGCAGUCCGGAUAUUUCCUUAAAAAUUCAGUUCCUUAGACUGCUUCAGAGCUUCAGUGACCAUCAUGAAAACAAGUACCUUCUGUUAAACAGGCAGGAGCUCAAUGAGCUUAGUGCAAUAUCUGUGAAAGCCAAUAUCCCCGAGGUUGAGGCUCUUGUGAACACAGAUAGGAAUCUGGUAUGCGAAGGAAAAAAAGGCCUUUUAACACGUUUGCUAACUGUAAUGAAACGAGAACCUGUGGAUUCUUCAUUCAGGUUCUGGCAGGCAAGAGCAGUGGAGAGCUUUUUGCGUGGUGUAACUUCAUAUGCUGAUCAGAUGUUUCUUUUAAAGAGGGGACUUUUAGAGCACAUUCUUUUUUGCAUCAUUGACAGUAAAUGUAAAUCCAGAGAUGUUCUACAAAGCUACUUCGAUCUCUUAGGUGAACUGAUGAAGUUUAACAUUGAUGCUUUCAAGAUAUUUAAUAAAUAUGUCAACACAGAUGAAAAGUUUCAGGUUUUUUUAAAUCAAAUCAACAGCUCACUGGUGGACUCAAAUAUGUUGGUUCGUUGUAUUGUGCUGUCACUUGAUAGAUUUGAAAGUCAGACAGAAGAUGUGAAAGUUGUGGAUGUGCUGUCAGAAUGCUGCCUUCUCUCCUAUAUGUCUCGAGUGGAUAACAGGUUGUCCUUUCUCUUCAGACUAAUUAAUAUAAUCAAUGUACAGACACUGACACAGGAGAAUGUAAGUUGUCUCAAUACCAGUUUGGUGAUUCUGAUGUUGGCACGGCGGAAAGGCAAGCUUCCCUUCUACUUAAAUGCACUUCGAGAAAAGGAGUAUGCUGAGAAAUAUCCAGGCUGCCUUCUGAACAAUUUCCACAACCUCCUUCGUUUCUGGCAGCAACAUUACCUCAACAAGGACAAGGAUAGCACAUGCCUUGAAAAUAGCUCUUGCAUUUCUUUCAGUUACUGGAAAGAGACUGUCUCAGUCCUACUUAAUUGUGACAGGACUUCACCGAGUGCCAUAGCCAGCUACAUUGACGAGGCGUACAUGGAUAUCGACAGAGAUUUUAUGGAGGAUUAAUCCCGGGAAACUCUUUGGAUGAAAGACUAUUUCGAGGAGUAUAUCCCCAACCAUGAAUAUUCAGGGAUACAUCACUGUACAGUGUUUUAUGUUGGAUGCUGGAAAUACAGAAUGUUAUUGAUAAUUGCAGGAGUGUUUUAGCCCCCAGCAAUCAUUAACACAUUUUGUGUGUGUGUGUGUGCGCGUGUGUGUGUUUUUAAUUUUUUUUUUUUUUUUUAUAGUACCCCCUCACCCCCACCCCAUACCCUGGAGUCAGAUGCAUAUGUUUAUCUUAUGUUAUUGGUUUUUGCUGUAGGUCAGUAAGUUCUUCUAAUACAGGCUCAUCAUUUAAAAUAUGCAGUAUAUAACGACAGAGUUCUAGAAAUGGAUGUCUUGUUGCAGACAUUCCUCGUAGACUUGGAUUCUCCUUCCUGUACAGAUGAACAUUUUGAAGCUAAUUUAGCAUCACAGUUUUGGACAAUCCCUUUAUUUGUGAAGAGACUAAAUAAGCAAGACAGGAGCAUUAUUUGCAAAAAGAAAAAAAUCAGUAUAACCAUGGAAUAGGAGUUGGUGUUAAAUGCAAAAAAAAAAAAAAAAAAGACUGAAAUAGUUUUCAGAAAACCACAAAAGACGGACUGAGCUGUUUGUGGACCUGCACUACCUUUUUUUGCAACUUUAUCCUGGAAGACCUGAGUUCAAAUUGAAUCAUGAAAUCCCUAUGCUGGUACCAGAAAUCACAGGACUUAGGGGGCCUCUCCUCUUCCCUUUCUCCCUUUUUUGGAGUCACUUCUGUUUCUUUUAAUUUAUUUUGUUUUGGUUUUUUUUUUUUGCCAUGUCUGACUAUAAAGACUGCACAAGUUGUUGUUGCCAUCAUCAGAAUUCUCAACUAUUUAAAUUUCCGCUUAAUCCACAGGUAUAUUGUAUAUUUAGAGUGCAAUUUGACUUGCCAAUACAGUAAAACACCAUGGGACAUGGUACGUUCUGCUGGCUACGGGGAGGGCUGGUGCUUCACUUCACUUCGUCCAGCCACCAUCUCUGACGUAUUUCUGAGGCAGUAAGACGGAGCUGACGGGAUGGGAGAUGUGGGGUUGUGUUUUUAAAAUGCUGCUUCCCUGAAUACAGGUGCCUUGGAUAAGAGGGUUUAUAUAUUUGCAUUAUUUUUCUUGCCUAUUUAGCAGCUAAUGACAGCAAUUAGUAGAUAAACUAUGACUUGAGCUACCUCAUAAAUCAGUGUCAAUCUGAAAGAGUACACCUUUGGCAGAGGAAUAUCAUGGAGAUGGUUCCAUUCUACCAAAAAGAUCGAAAUCAAAGUGGUAAAGUGGCUCAUCAGGGACUUGUUUGAAAUCUUGAAUAUUAACCAGUGGUUGUUGUCCUGUUUAGCUCCCAAACCACCAUCUUUAGCUUUUCACUGUAUGUCAGUAUGUCAAGUCACAGUUAAUUAAAAUAAAAGUAUAAGCCAGUGUGGCUGGUUUGCUUUUUCUAAGGGCAGACAUCUGUCCCCACUUCCCAGGUCCAUAGUUUCAUUUACUGUUGGGUGACAUCAUGCCACGUUAGUUUGUUUCUUUUUGAAAAGUAACUGAAGCACCAUUUUUAUGUUUUUUUCCCUUUGCCACGGUAAUGCUGUACAAACCUAGUUUUGUCAACGCUCUAUUAAAAUGAACCUCCACAGCGCUGCCUUAUUUUUGUGUACAUCGUCCCGUUUGGUACAAACGGUGACUUCUCGGAGAUGCUGGCAUUCCCUUUUCUCCCAUAUCCAGCUGUCGGUUCCUCAGCUUUGCUGCACACCAUUGUGUAAAAUUCCAUGUAAAAAAGCACAGUCUGACACUUCAUGAAUCCUAGGAUUUGUAGCCGUAUUACACUCCACUGACUGCAUGCUCUUCUCUCAGAGCAUUCAGCAUCCUUUGACGACUUCUGGUUCAGUGUAUUAUUUUAUUUGCAUUUCACAUACUUCAGAAUUUCCAUUCAUACAAAACAGAAUUGGUCUUUGACGGGACGUACUUUGAACGUUGAUUUAUUUUUAGCAAGGUAAGUAGUAAAGCAAGAUUCAAAACUAAGCUUGGAAAUUUUUAAAAUAAUUAAAUCAAAUAUUAAUGUCCUGAAAAUUGAAGAGACUUCUGUAUUAGCAGUUGAAACUAUUUGCACAUUCAGAGCUCUUUUUUGUUGUCGUUAUAAUUACCUUGAAGCUAACACUCUGCUCUACUCUGUUCGUGGGCACACAGUGCAUUGCUUCUGACUUCUGUUUUUUUAUGCAUGCUUUUCUAUUCUUUGACAAUUGUACAUCAAUUUCACGCCACACAUUUCUAAUAAUAAAUUUUGUGAAUGGACCAAAAGGCCACUAGUUGGGCUGUUGGCCCGUUACUCUGACACUGGGAUUGGCACCGCCAGAUAUUUAAAAGUGAGCCUCCCUCCAUGCAGACGCAGGGCAUGCUGUUCUCACCCAAGGACCACUCAGAUCCCCUCUGCUGUUGUCUUAAAGCUGAAGUCCUGAUUUUAUUUUAAUACUGUAUUGUAGGUGAAAAUCACAUUAAAAUAAAGUAUUCUCACUUCUUGAAGCAAGAAUUCUGUUUGAGUGCGCUUUUGCUAUUAUUUAUUUUAAAACUAAACUGUCUUAAUUUGUAGAUAAAUUGGAAUUAUGCAAUUUACCAUAAAUGCAUUUGUAUGCAGCAAGGUGUACAAUUAUAGCAUGUAAACCAAAAGUUAAACACAUUUGUCACUAGAAAUGGAAAGAAAUGCUAAACAUCUAAUCCAAGGCACUUAUUCAUUUAUACUCAUCAUAAUCAUAUAUUGCAUUAUAAGUCAAAAUAAAUCCUUGGUUUCCUUUA
This is a messenger RNA of Erpetoichthys calabaricus (reedfish), 5162 nucleotides long. RefSeq names its product short transient receptor potential channel 4-associated protein-like. Gene Ontology annotation, molecular function: phosphatase binding. Lineage: Eukaryota; Metazoa; Chordata; Cladistia; Polypteriformes; Polypteridae. The record is from RefSeq and is a predicted model, not a curated record. Gene Ontology annotation, cellular component: Cul4A-RING E3 ubiquitin ligase complex. Gene Ontology annotation, biological process: ubiquitin-dependent protein catabolic process.